AUGGCAUCAUCAUUCGCAUCCAUCCUGAAGGACGCCAGUCUCUUCGUCGAACGCUCAUACGUCAACGGCCAAUGGGUGUCCUCCAACUCCAACGCCACAUUCAAUGUCACGAACCCCGCAAACGAAGCACAGGUUGGUGUUGCCCCUGAGUCCACACUCGACGAUCUGAACGUGGCCAUCGAAGCCGCAGCCGACGCAUUCCCAACCUGGAGAUCGGUGCCGGGCCGUCAGCGUGGCCGGAUCCUGCGUCGCAUUGCCGAUCUGCUGGUUGAGAACAAGGAAGACAUUGGUAAGAUCAUCACAGCCGAGAAUGGAAAGGCCAAGGGCGAUGCCGAGGGUGAGGUCAUGUUUGCUGCCAGCUUCUUCGAGUGGUUCGGCGAGGAGGCGUCCAGAAUCUACGGUGAUAUUAUCCCACACAGCAGCGCCGCUGGCCGGACGCGAGUUAUCAAGGAGCCUGUUGGUGUGUGUGGUUUGAUUGUUCCGUGGAACUUUCCCUUGGCUAUGGGUGCACGUAAGGUCGCUGCGGCCCUCGCUGCUGGGUGUACGGUCGUUAUGAAGUCCGAUGGACUGACGCCUUUUGCUUCCAACGCUAUGGCUGUGGUCGCUGAGCGCGCUGGUGUCCCCAAGGGUGUCUUCAACGUUGUUACUGCGCUGAACAACACCCCCCAGCUUGGUCUAGCCAUGUGUGAAUCUGAUAUCAUCAAGAAGAUCUCGUUCACCGGAUCGACAAGAGUCGGUAAGCUGCUGAUGAAGCAGUCCAGCAGCACCCUGAAGAAACUGAGCUUGGAACUUGGAGGCAACGCUCCAUUCAUUGUGUUUAACGACGCCGACAUCGAAACGGCCAUCACCAGCGCCCUCAUCAGCAAGUUCAAGGUGACCGGCCAGACCUGCGUGUGUGCCAACCGAUUCUAUGUGCAGGAAGGCAUCUAUGACCGCUUCGCCCAGCGUCUCGUCGAGGAGGUCAGCAAGUUCAAGGUGGGCAACGGUCUGGAGGAUCCUUCCGUGACCCAUGGACCCUUGACCAAUGGCGUGGCGAAGGUGGAGGAACACAUCAAGGACGCCGUGAGCAAGGGCGCAAAGGUCCUUCUUGGUGGAAACCGACUGCCUGCCCUCGGCAAGAACUACCACGAGCUGACGAUCCUCGGCGACGCCAACGAUUCUAUGCUGGUGUCUAAGGAAGAGACCUUCGGCCCUGUGGCCGCAUUGAUGAAGUUCAAGACCGAGGAUGAGGUCGUCCAGAGAGCGAACAACUGCGAGGUCGGAUUGGCGUCCUAUCUCAUCACAAGCAACCUGGGCACGUCGCACCGGGUCUCGGAGAGACUUGAAUUUGGUAUGGUUGCUAUCAACACUGGUGUUAUUUCAGACGCUCCAGCACCAUUCGGCGGUGUCAAGCACUCCGGUAUGGGACGUGAAGGCAGCAAAUAUGGAGUUGACGACUACAUGACUAUUAAGAUGAUUACCACGGGAGGCAUCAACACUGUGUACACGCGGUUGUAG
Molecule: messenger RNA, 1497 nt
Organism: Aspergillus oryzae RIB40
Lineage: Eukaryota; Fungi; Ascomycota; Eurotiomycetes; Eurotiales; Aspergillaceae
Product: NAD-dependent succinate-semialdehyde dehydrogenase
Exons: 2
Coding region: 1-1497 (498 amino acids)
Molecular function (GO): succinate-semialdehyde dehydrogenase (NAD+) activity
Source: RefSeq, a predicted model, not a curated record